Messenger RNA from Protobothrops mucrosquamatus (brown spotted pit viper), 2836 nucleotides. RefSeq names its product SLIT and NTRK like family member 6 (gene SLITRK6). The record is from RefSeq and is a predicted model, not a curated record. Gene Ontology annotation, cellular component: membrane. Gene Ontology annotation, molecular function: protein binding. The transcript has a single exon. Lineage: Eukaryota; Metazoa; Chordata; Lepidosauria; Squamata; Viperidae. The coding region runs from base 8 to 2533 and encodes 841 amino acids. Gene Ontology annotation, biological process: axonogenesis; positive regulation of synapse assembly; regulation of presynapse assembly.
GAUUACCAUGAAGCUCUGGAUAAUCGCAUUAAGUUUAAUGGGGGUUGCUUGUGAUGUGCUAUAUUCUGAACUAGCAUCCUCUUCAACUAUUGGCUCUUGCGAAAACUUGUGUUUUUGUGAAGAAAAAGACAGCAUCUUAAUCAUAAACUGUGAAGAAAGAGGCAUCAAAGAGAUAUCUCGAGUACAUGUUCCACCAUCCCGGCCUUUCCAACUUAGUCUUUUAAACAACAGUUUGACUAUGCUACAGGUCAAUGAUUUUGCCAGCUUUAUCAAUGCUGUCACAUUGCAUCUUGGAUUUAACUAUAUUGUGGACAUUGAACCAGGGGCAUUUAAUGGGCUAAGUCACCUUAAACAACUCCAUAUCAACCACAAUUAUCUAGAAAUACUUAAGGAAGACACUUUUCAUGGGCUAGAAAGCCUGGAAUUCCUUCAAGCAGACAACAAUUUCAUCACAAUAAUUGAAUCAAGUGCCUUCAGCAAGCUCAACAGGCUUAAGGUGCUUAUUUUAAAUGACAAUGCCAUUGAAUUUCUUCCUCCCAACGUCUUUCGCUUUGUUCCAUUAACUCACCUGGAUCUUCGAGGGAACCAACUGCAAACAUUACCUUAUGUUGGUUUUUUAGAACACAUUGGCCGAAUUCUAGACCUCCAGCUAGAAGACAACAAAUGGAUCUGUAAUUGUGACCUACUGGAGUUAAAGAGUUGGUUAGAAAACAUGCCUCCUCAGUCCAUAAUAGGGGAUGUUGUGUGCCACAACCCUCCCAUUUUGAAAGGUAACAUAUUAAGCAGAUUAAAAACAGAAUCACUCUGUCCAACUCCACCCCCAAAUGACCUUGAUUCUCCAUCAGGGUCAUUGCCUUUGGUGAUUACAACAUCAAUAAGCGAUAGUCAUUCCUCAACCAAAGUAAUACCUAUUUUUAAAACUCCCACGAAGGAAUCCAGUUUAACACCUCAUGUUACAAAACCAGCUACUCUGCUUCCUGGAGUAUAUUGUCCUAUACCUUGUCAGUGCACAAGCAAUAUCCUUUCAGGGAUAUUGAUGCAGUGUCAGGAACAAAAUAUCGAAAGCUUGUCAGAUUUAGGUUCUCCUCCUCCCAAUCCUAUAAAGUUGAUUCUUGCGGGAAAUAUAAUCCAAACAUUACUGAAAUCAGAUCUUGUGGGUUAUGACAGUCUAGAAAUGCUUCAUUUGGGAAACAAUCGUAUUGAAAUAUUAGAAGCAGGAUCCUUUAUAAAUCUCACUGAAUUGCAAAAAUUAUAUCUCAAUGGCAACCAUCUCACUAAACUAAGUCGGAAUUUGUUUUUAGGCCUGCAACGCCUUGAGUAUUUGUACCUUGAAUAUAAUGCCAUCAAGGAGAUUUUACCUGGUACUUUUAGUCCAAUGCCAAAACUUAAGGUCCUAUACCUAAAUAAUAAUCUCCUCCAAACUUUACCAUCUCAUAUCUUUUCUGGAGUUCCGCUAGCCAGGCUGAAUUUAAAAACCAACCAGUUUGCCCAAUUGCCCAUAAAAAAUGUCUUAGAUGAUCUAGAUCUACUGGUACAAAUUGAAUUGGAAGACAACCCCUGGGAUUGCACUUGUGAUUCUGUAGGGCUACAACAAUGGAUACAAAAACUGAAUAGGAAUACAAUGAUGGGAGAAAUUCUCUGUACUUCUCCAAGACAUCUAGCUAAAAAGGAACUGAAAUCUCUGAACAGUGAUAUGUUAUGUCCCACUUUAAUGAACAGUCCAGCUAUCCCAACUCAUCCUAGCUUUCUAAUCAUCACAACAUCACCAACUACCACCAGUACAGUAGACACUAUUCUGAAAUCGCUCACCGAUGCUAUCCCUCUCUCUGUUUUAAUCCUGGGGCUCUUGAUUGUGUUUAUAACAAUGAUUUUUUGUGCAGCUGGCAUUGUUGUUCUUGUUCUACAUCGGCGGAAGCGGCACAGAAAGAAACAAACGGAAGAGCAGGUACGGGACAACAAUCCAGUUCAGCUUCAAUACAGCAUGUAUGGUCAUAAAACCACACACCAUACCACCGAACGGCCAGCUUCAACUUUGUAUGAACAGCGCAUGGUCAGCCCCAUAGUCCAAGUUUAUCAAAGCCCACCUUUCAACUCCAAAUUUGCAGAUCAUCGAGAUGAAAGGAAUGAUAAGGAGGGGAAUGAUUCCAAACACCUUCGACGAAGUCUCUUAGAAAGGGAGCAUUCUUCUCCUCUCACUGGUGGUCCAAAUGUCAAGUACAAGGCUACAGACCAAUCAGCUGAUUUUCUCUCCUUCCAGGACGCAAGCUCGUUGUAUAGGAAUAUUCUUGAGAAGGAGCGAGAACUCCAACAAUUGGGGAUAACGGAAUACCUUCGGAAAAGCAUUGCUCAGCUACAUCCUGAGAUGGAAGUACAUUAUCCAAGAGCUCACGAAGAACUAAAGCUGAUGGAGACACUUAUGCUCUCCCGGCCGAGAAAGGUUUUACUAGAACAGACUAAAAAUGAAUAUUUUGAGCUCAAGGCCAACUUGCAUGCUGAACCUGACUACUUGGAGGUUUUGGAACAGCACACAUGAAACAAAACACCACCUUUGAAGGCUUUGAAUCAGAAACUCUUAGGUUUGUCUUACAUUUGGAACUUUGUAAAUAAAAGUGCCUUAUAAUAAUGUGUCACCAAUCAGAACUUUAAGCACAGCAGUAAUCUGAGUGAAAAGAAGCUCUCAGGGAUAACUGUGUGAAGCCAUGGGAAAGUUUUCAGGCUAUGUAUCUCUUACCCCCAUAUUAAAUGUGAACUCUGUGCAACUGGAUUCUGGGAAGAAAUUCAGUUUACUCGGCCAUAUUCCUCCAGGUGUGUAUUGCAGUCCCUAAAGUUUCUUUUU